Bathycoccus prasinos is the source of this 1566-nucleotide messenger RNA. RefSeq names its product glutamate--cysteine ligase. The transcript is spliced from 2 exons. The record is from RefSeq and is a predicted model, not a curated record. Gene Ontology annotation, molecular function: glutamate-cysteine ligase activity. Gene Ontology annotation, biological process: glutathione biosynthetic process; modified amino acid biosynthetic process. Bases 1 to 1566 code for a protein of 521 amino acids. Lineage: Eukaryota; Viridiplantae; Chlorophyta; Mamiellophyceae; Mamiellales; Bathycoccaceae.
AUGGCACAGACCUGUUGCGGUUGUUAUCGUCCUCAUCGUUCUUCUCCCGUUCUGUCUCGCGUUCAGCCGAUAAAGGAGAAGACAACAAAGAAGAACAACGGGAUUUUGGGGAGAAAUGCGCAGCCGUCACGGAUAACAAAACGAGGCGAAAUGCAGAAAAGGAACGCGGCACCGCCUUCGGAAGGCGGGCCGAAGAAACCUCCGGCGAGCAGAGAGGAGAUGAUUGACUUUUUACGGAGCGGGUGCAAACCGAAAGAGAAUUGGAGAAUUGGAACCGAACACGAAAAGUUUGGCUUUUCGUUGACCGAUAACAGCCGGAUGCCGUACGCGGUUAUCGAUUACGUGUUGAGCGGGUUAGUCGAGAGAUACGGGUGGGCUCCGUUGAACGAGAAGUGUCCAAUAAUUGGUUCGUGCACGAAUGCGGAUGGGACCGUGCGAACGGUGAAUAUCAUCGGCGCGACGAAGAAUGGAAUGAACGUGACUUUGGAACCGGGAGGACAGUUUGAGCUUUCCGGAGCGCCGUUGGAUACGUUGCACGAAACCGUAGAGGAGACGAGAGCGCACAUUAAGCAAGUGUGCGAACUCGCUGCGGAGAAAGGGUACGGGUUUUCCGGAAUUGGAUUCGACCCGAAACAUUCCGUGGAGGAAGUGCCGAUGAUGCCGAAAGGGAGAUAUAACAUCAUGAAGAACUACAUGCCUAAAGUCGGGACGACUGGGUUGGAUAUGAUGUUUCGCACGUGCACGAUUCAAGUCAACGUGGAUUUCUCGAGCGAGGCGGAUAUGGUGAAGAAAUUUCAAACGUCAUUGGCGUUGCAACCGCUAGCUACGGCGUUGUUCGCGAACUCGCCGUUUAAAGAUGGUAAAGAUUGCAACAUGUGUUCGUUGCGAUCGGACGUGUGGAAAGAUACGGAUAACGACAGGUGUGGGACGUUACAGUGGGCGUUUGACGACGAUUUUGGGUUUGAGAAGUAUGCCGAGUACAUGAUGGACGUGCCGAUGUAUUUCAUAUAUAGAAAUGGAGGGUAUAUUGAUGUUACCGGUUUAUCUUUCCGCGAUUUCAUGGCUGGGACUUUGAAAAUUUUACCAGGUGAAAAGCCGACGAUUGAUGAUUGGGAGCAACACUUAACGACGAGUUUCCCGGAAGUGCGAUUGAAAAAGUACAUGGAAAUGCGAGGUGCUGAUGGUGGAAGUGAGGAAAUGAUCACCGCGUUGAGCGCGUUUUGGGUUGGGAUUUUAUACGACGAGAAGAGUUUGGACGACGCUUGGUCUAUUUGUAAAAAUUGGACGAGCGAGGAGCGAGAAUGGUUGCGGAACGACGUCACCGCAAACGGGUUACGGUCGACGUUUGAAGGCGGGAUGACGUGUUUAGAUUUGUGUAAAAAGUGCGUGCAGUUCGCGGAGGAUGGGUUAAAGAACCGGAAUUUGGGCGAGGAAAAGUACCUAGCGCCGUUGUGGAACAUCGUAAACACUGGAAAAUCGCAGGCGGAUAUCUUGCGCGAGAAGUUACACAGCGAGUGGAACGGAGACGCGACGAUGGCGUUCAAAGCGACGCAAUAUAAAGUAUGA